Messenger RNA from Coregonus clupeaformis (lake whitefish), 6565 nucleotides. Its product is annotated as GREB1-like protein. The transcript is spliced from 33 exons. NCBI's taxonomy places the organism in Eukaryota, Metazoa, Chordata, Actinopteri, Salmoniformes, Salmonidae. The record is from RefSeq and is a predicted model, not a curated record. Gene Ontology annotation, biological process: kidney development; multicellular organism development. Bases 439 to 6324 code for a protein of 1961 amino acids.
UGUGUGUUUGACUCAGAGAGAGAGAGGGGUUCUGCUGUACUGAAGGAAGGAGGAGUAUUUGCUGUCCAUACUGUGGAGGAGUUUAAUUACCAAGGAGCUGCUGAUGGCUUGGGGACACACCAGUUGAGAAUUAAUCAACCCUCCUUGGAUAUUUCCUCACUCUUUUCCUAUUCCUUAGGACAUACCUAUCACCCAAAAUGGACUACAAUUCGUGACUUUGUGAUUUAUUUAUUUGGCAUUGUGGAAUUUAGUGUUUGGUGGUGGGGCGUUUUUUGUGUUUUCGAAGUAUUGUCUGGCUGGCUGGUCGAGAACCCUUGGAAGAACAGUGCUGCUGAGGGGAAUGUCACUGCAGGACGUUUCUACACAGCAGUUCUUCUGACCCAGCAUGUAGCAGAGGAGAACAAAUCCCUUCACGCCUGGGAACAAUCACACAAGAUCAUGGGGAAUUCGUACGCAGGGCAGCUGAAAUCUGCUCGCUUCGAGGAGGCCCUCCACAACUCCAUCAAGGCCUCCCUACGCUCCAGCAGUGGAGACCCACAGCCCAUCUUCACUCAGCUAUACCUGGAGCCUGACCAGUAUCCUGGCAACAUGGAUGAUAUAAAGCCCAAGGUGGACCUGUACCUGCCGUGCGGGGAGCCUACGGGUCAGGAUCUGCUAAACGGCCAGGCCUCUAACGGUCUGGAGGAGCUGGAGGAGGAGGACGACUCUGACACCAGCAGCCCUCCCCUGCCCUACCUACACCAGGGCCCCACGCCCGACGGCUGCUGCACUAUGGAUGGGUUCUGUCAGGCUGGAAAGGACCUCCGUCUGGUCUCCAUGGCGAUGGAACCGAUCGAAGUCCCAGCUGGCUUCGAGCUUGUCGGUGCCAAGUCCUCCAGCGUCCCAGAGCACAUCCUGGUGUGUGCCGUGGACAGGCGGUUUCUGCCUGAUGAGAACGGGAAAAAUGCACUUUUAGGGUUUUCAGGGAACUGUGUUGGCUGUGGGGAGAAGGGGUUCCGGUACUUUACUGAGUUCUCCAACCACAUCAACCUGAAGCUGGCCACACAGCCCAAGAAGCAGAAGCACUUAAAGUACUACCUGGUGAAGAACUCUCAGGGUGCUCUGUGCAAAGGACCCCUCAUCUGCUGGAAAGACUGCAAGACGCGUCAGUUCUCCAGCAGCAGUGUGUCCACCUCCAAGCCCAGCUCCUCAUCCUCCCUGAUCAGCAAGGAGAAUGGAGGCACCAACGGACACAGCUCUUCCCCUUUUUCCCUCUCAGACUCCCCACCUACUAGGACUCCCUCUGCCGCCUCUGUGUUCUUCUCAGCCCAGGACCUGGCCCGAGACUGCAGCUUCCUCAAGCCUCUGGCCUCUACCUCUGGGGGCAAGACUCUACCAAUAGUACCCACGGCUUUAAGAGUGAACGGGCCGCCCAACGGACUGGGUGCAGACAGCCACCCCACUUUAUUGAGCCCCUCCCAGGUGUCUCUGGGACCCCAGGGACAGGGGUACAGAACCUCCGACCUAGGAGACAACCCUGUUUCCUCUGCAAUGAUCUCAGGCCCGCCCAAGAAGCGCCACCGCGGUUGGCACCCUAACCCCCUGGUGCCAGUCCCCCCUACAGCCGUCCCUGUGCCCGCCAUCCGACCCAUCGUCUGCUCCCCAGGCUCUGUGCUGGCCAUGCCCACUCCUCAGCUGCCUGUAGCAGGGGUCCUUCAGCCCCAACCCCUCACUGCUGGAGAGACUGUCAUCGUCCCUGACAACCUGCUCAACACCUCAGGAGUCCGGCCUGUUAUCCUCAUCGGGCACGGCACAUUACCAUACUUCUAUGGGAACGUGGGGGACAUUGUGGUGAGCCCCCUGCUGGUGAGCUGCUAUAAGGGCAACCAGUUGACUGAGAAGACACUGGCCAGCCUGGGACUGACUGGCAGCCAGCUACUCAGUGUGGAGACCAUGAUCCUCCUCACCCUGCAGUACCUUGCACGGCUAGGUUCGGAGCAGAUCCCUCUGAGGGAGGAGUUUGAGCAGAUCGUGCUGAAGGCCAUGUUAGUUUGUCCUGGAGGUCCCUCCAUCUCUCCGGCCCAGCUGCCCUGGCUGGCCCGCCUGGAGGCCAGUGUCUCUGGGGGCAGUGUCCAGGUCCUGGUCACCUACAACUCCCUGGGGGAAGGCAUCUCGGAGUCCCUGCGCUCACUUUGUGACGGGCCGCCCUACCAGCAGUGCCUGCCCACCUACGUGGUUAUUGUGUGUACCUCCAAGAUGAGCGGCAACGAGUUCUGUGUGCUCGUGCUGGGGAAGUACCAGGCACGAGCGCUAGCCGAGGGGAUGCUCACCACCAAUGAGUUCCUGAAGGAGAUCAGCUACGAGCUCAUAACAGGGAAAGUCAGUGUCCUGGCGUCUCACUUCAAAACCACCUCACUAGGAGACAACCUGGACAAGCAGCUGGUGCGUAUCCAGCGGCGACGGAAGGGCCAGGUCAUCCAGCCUUUCCAGGGCGAUGUCACUGACCACAUCCACUCCCAUGAGGCAGCCACCAUGGUGCCACCCUCCGAGUCAGAGCUGCUGAGUGAGGUGUUUCAGAUCCACCCUCCCCAGCUCAGUGUAGCUAGGAGCCUGCUCUCCCAGGUGUGCUCCAUAGCAGACUCAGGCAGCCAGAGUCUGGACCUGGGACGCUUCUGCAAGGUGGACUUCCUGGUUCUGGUUCCCCCGUCUCACGUCCUGGUGAACCAGACCGCUCAACGCAUCCGACAAUCAGGAGUUCUAGUCGACCUGGGUAUAGAGGAUGCGUCCUCAGCCCACCAGAGGUCCGACAAGUAUGUGGUGCGUCUAGACGGAGAAGUCCACGGCAAGAUGGAGGCCUUCAUGAGGAAGGUCAAACAGAACCCCUACACCCUGUUUGUCCUCAUCCACGACAACUCCCACGUGGACCUGACCAGUGCCCUGUCCGGUUCGGUGUGCCAUGGGGAGCUUCAGGGUCUGGCUGACAGGGUGGUAAACUGCCAGGAGGUCCUGGAGGCUAUGAACCUGCUGGUUCUGCAGGUCAGCUGCUUCCCAUUCACCCUGCAGACAAGACAGUCCCGCAUCAGCGUCCACAAUGAGGUGCACUGGCCAGCCAACACAGGGGAGCUGUCUCUUAAGGAGCUGGUGUACUUUGGCCUGAGGGACUACAGCAGCUCUCUGCAGUGGGGGGUGGCCAGCCCCAUCCUGCGCUGUGACGACGCCUUCGAGAAGAUGAUCAGCACACUGCUGGAGAGACACCCCCACCUACACAGCAUGGUGAUCAGGAGCUACCUGUUGAUCCAGCAGUACACGGAAGCCAUGAUGGCUCUAACCUCCUCACCUUCACUACGGGACCACAUCACCCCAGAGACCCUGGCCAUGGUGGAGGAUCUGAUCAGUGCCCCGGGCCGGGAGGGGACCAGGGGCCGGGGCCACAUGCUGCUGGUCCGGGUGCCCUCUCUGCAGCUGGCCAUGCUGGCCCGGGAGCGCCUGGAGGACGUCAGGGACAAGCUGGGUCUUCAGUUCUGCUUCGCCGUGCUGCUGGGGAGCCCUGCCGCCGAGCUCAGCCUUCCACGACACUUCGCUAACCGACUCAGGGCCUGGCGGGGCUGUGAAAGUGAAGACUGGGUCCCUCACACCUAUGAGGAUCUGGAGGGUCUUCCCUGCAUUGUCAUCCUCACUGGAAAAGACCCUCUAGGAGAAACCUUUCCAAGGUCCCUGAAGUACUGUGACCUGCGUCUGAUCGACUCCAGCUACCUGACGCGUACGGCCCUGGAGCAGGAGGUGGGUCUGGCCUGCUCCUACGUGUCCCUGGGGUUGGUAAAGGAGCCCUGCAGGUCCAUGGCCCCCAGGGACCCAGAGACAGAUAAGACCAGCGGCCCCCAGGAUCCAGACCUAGAGCUGCACAUGGACCUGGAGAGGCCCCAGAGCAACGGCAGCGUUGCUACCAAAGGCUCCGGUUCUCUGGCAGAGAACAGGGUCAGCUCCUCUGACAUCCCUGACUCCUCCCAGAAGCCUUCCACCUCCUCCUGCCACCCCGGAGGCAAGGCGGGCAGCAUCAUGAUGGAAGAAGGGACAGGUCCGGGCACGACCUCAUCCUCCCCCCGCCGGGUCAAACAGGAGUGUGACUCCCUGGGCAGUGCCACCCCCCGCCCCUCCAACGCCCCUCCCUCCUUCUGCUCCUCCUCCUCCUCUUCCUCCUCCCCCUCCUCCUCUUCGACCCAGCACCCCAGCCAGUCUACGCAAUGCGGCCGCGGCAGCAAGUCGCCUCGGGUCUCUCCCCGGACUGUCAUCCUGUCGCGAGCGGCCUACAACCUCCUGGCAGGAGAAUCAGGGAGCCAGCUGAGCUCCUUCUCCCUGCUGCCUCACGCCGAUGUGGGCUGGAGCAGCCCACUGAGGCCCCUCUUCACCCCUAACUUACAAGGGUCAGAGCAGAGCCUCUUCUACAGACAGUGGACCGUAGCCAGGCAGCACCAUGCCGACCACGAGGCCCCCCCGGGGCCACACCCACGACGCCUGCUGCUCAGCGGACCCCCACAGGUGGGGAAGACAGGUGCCUACCUGCAGUUUCUACGCAUCCUGUUCCGCAUGUUGAUUCGACUGCUUGAGGUGGAUGUGUAUGAUGAAGAGGAGGAGCUGGAGGAAGCGAUGACGGAUAUGUCCGAGGCCACACCCCCAGCCAGCACCCAGUGGCCAGACAUCGAGGAGAUCCGCAAACUGCCCUUCGACCUCUUCCCCAGAGAUCCUAAAUUCAGAAGGGCCAGCGCUGUUUACACUGACAAGAUGCAAAAGGGCUUGAAAGAUCCUAAACUGGAAGGAGAGAGCAAAAUGCCUGUGAAGAGGGAAACGGUGUCGAUACGGCUGAGUAUGUUCGCAGCCCACAAUGCAUUUCACCAUUGUGAGCAGUGUCACCAUUACUGUGAAGCCAGCCCAGCCACACAGCUGUCAGAGUGCACCUUCCACGCCUUCACGUUCUGCUCUUCCAUGCUGGGAGAGGAGGUUCAGCUUCACUUCAUCAUCCCCAAGGCCAAGGAGAAGCACUUUGUCUUCAGCCAGCAGGGAAGCCACCUGGAGAGCAUGAGGCUGCCCCUCGUCUCUGCUAAGGACCCCAGUCUGUUGAAAAGUCCCAUCUUCACCCCGACCACGGGGCGCCAGGAGCACGGCCUUCUCAACAUCUUUCACGCCAUGGAGGGCACCGCCCACCUCCACAUCCUAGUGGUCAAGCAGUAUGAGAUGCACCACUACAGGAAAUACUGGCCCAACCACAUCCUGCUGGUGCUGCCUGCCAUGUUCAACAGCGCCGGAGUUGGGGCGGCUCGUUUCAUGAUCAAGGAGCUGUCGUACCACAACCUGGAGCUGGAGAGGAACCGUCUGGAGGAGCAGGGGGUCAAGAGGCAGGACGUCUGGCCCUUUAUAGUAAUGAUGGAUGACUCCUGUGUGCUCUGGAACGCACACCAACCCCAGGACAGCAGCAGUGAUAUGGCAGACACUGGGCCCAGUCUGACCAACGUGUCUUUAAAGACUGUGCUGCAGCACAUGGAGGCCACUCCUAAGAUCUCCCUCUACGCCAUGUGUGGCGCCCGCAAGUGGAGCAGUGCCCUGGCCCGCCGCCUGCCAGCCCUGCCCUUCUCCCGAUGCCACCUUCACGACUUUGUCAUGCUCAACAUUGAGCUGACGCAGAACGUCCAGUACGACCUCAACAGGUACAGUUGUGAGGAGGUGGACUUCAACCUGAGAGCUAACAGCAGUGGUCUGCUGCUCUGUCGCUUCAACCACUUCAGCUUGAUGAAGAAACAAAUUCCCUUUGGAGGACACAAGGACUUCCUGGUCAAACCCAAACUCAUGGUGAUGGAGAACCCAACACCCAUCAGCCCGCCCCAGUAUAUCUGUGCCCCAGACAGUGAACACACCCUCCUGGCCGCCCCGGCUCAGUUCCUCCUGGAGAAGUUUCUCCAGAGCUGCAGCCACAGACUGUUCCCCAAGGCAGUACAGAACAGUAGCAACCCCGUGCUGUCCAUAGACAGCUACCUCAACAUAGGCCCUGAGGUGUCAGUGUGCUACGUCAGCUCCAGACCACACUCCAUUAACCUGGACCACCAGGGUCUGGUCUUCAGUGGCCUGCUGCUCUACCUGUGUGACUCCUUUGUCGUCUCUGGCCUCCUCAAAAAGUUCAGCUUCCUCAAAGGUGCCACGUUGUGUGUGAUCUGCCAGGACCGUAACUCUCUGCGUCAGACAAUCGUGCGGCUGGAGCUGGAGGACAAGUGGCAGUUUCGUCUGCGGGAUGAGUUCCAGACGGCCAACUGCAGCGAGGACCGGCCCCUCUACUUUCUCACAGGACGCCAUGUUUGACCCUGAGACUGCUGCCAGACCUGCCCAACCGCCCUCCUGUCCCAUCCACCCUAACCACUGAUCUCAGACCAGUUAACAAUCAUGACGAUUCCCUGUCUGUUAGAGGAUACAACCACUGUUCUCAGAUCUGUUUAGCUGACCUCCUGUCAGACACUAAUCAAACAGGAGUAUAACAUUACAUUUACAUUUAAGUCAUUUAGCAGACAUUACAGUUAGUGACUUACAGUUAGUGCAUACAUUA